This is a messenger RNA of Cadophora gregata, 4515 nucleotides long. RefSeq lists its product as uncharacterized. The record is from RefSeq and is a predicted model, not a curated record. The transcript has 9 exons. The coding region runs from base 1018 to 4122 and encodes 1034 amino acids. Gene Ontology annotation, molecular function: protein binding; ADP binding. Lineage: Eukaryota; Fungi; Ascomycota; Leotiomycetes; Helotiales; Ploettnerulaceae.
CAGCGAAGCCAGUAUAUUCGCUAAAGUCUGAUUCGAAUGAGCGACUGACAAGAAUACAUCCUCCAGCAGGAACCAGUUCAACAUCACACUUUCGACAGAUACGUGCAUAGCUUUGAGAAGCAGAAAAAAAUCCAACUGAGCCGUUACAAAGAACACCCAAUUCUAGCCAGCAGAAUCCCUUCAACGUCAGCCUGCUACUUGUCCUCCUCGACCUCCUCGAGCUCUUGCUUAGCGAGACCAAGUCUCGGGAGAGUGUUGCCAUUGGUAUUGCCAUCCAUGACGAUUUCUUUGCCUUUUUCAAAUCCAUGAACCGUGCCACCAUUGUUAGUGUCGGAAGCAGCAGUUGACUUGACUGGCCACUCGGUCUUCCAUGGCUGGGCCUUGGGGGCCGUCGAUUGAGGCAUGUCUGCGAGAGCUUGGUGUUUAUGGAAGACUAUGUGACAUAGGGAAGUCAGCAUCAGGAAAUAUUAGGUACCGUUUACUUACAGUUUAUUGGACUUUGAAUGAAUAUUUGAGCUCCUCCCUGAUUGUGUGCAAGGUCGAGUCUGGUGUAGGAUCGGACUUGGCUGAUUCCACGCCGAACAUAUAAGAACGUUACCAUGCGGCUCCGUUCCACGGUUCUAGUGCUGUAAAACUGCUCUCUCGCCGCCCUUACGACAGCCUAGGCCAAUCCUCUGAUUUCCCCGCUUUGGACGACGGAUGUUUUUCCCGGGUGUGGCAGGCUCACUAACCCCUGUACGACGUUAUCAGAUACCCCCACGCUUUGCUGCUCCAGCCAGGCUCAGGUAAUAUCUGAGCGGUCUUGGAGAUACUAAUGUGAGGCUCUGCAGUCCUUGUAAACUCUGUCCUCCUGAGUUGAGCCAGAAUUAUUGGCAAGUCACGGCUGAAGGAGGCCGGCACACUCUAUCGGCCCCUUCUCAAGCCAUGCAAGCUGGAUUGUUAUCUGCACACCGCUGACUCUAUAGCUUGAACCAUCUCUCGAUCUCACGGUUCUUCGAGCCCGCCUCAGCAGAGUCCAUGGCGAGCAGCAGCCGUAGUGGUAGCGGUGUUAGCCGCAAUGCCUCAUUGUCAAGGCUCACCACUACCCACCAGCCAAAUGUCUGCAGGAUCUUACCGGUGAAUGGACAGCAGAUAGGGAAUACAAAUGUAGAUCUCAUUCUUAUUCCAGGGGUGGGAACACCUGGUGUUGAGCUAUGGAGCAUUCGUUUUCCGCCUUGGACGGAUAUAAUAUCAACAGCUCUUUCGAGGCCAAGAAUACUUACUUUCAACUACAAUAUCCCACUUGAUGACCGCUUCUCUUGGCAGACUCUGUUCAUCGAGGCCUCCUGCCUCCUGGAGUCACUGCAUGAGAUAUGUAUGGAGUCCGAGACCAACGACCGUCCUUUGAUAUUUAUCUGUCACAGUCUUGGCGGUAUCAUUUUGAAGCAAGCACUAUCCGUAGCGAACCAGCAGUCCCGAAAAUAUGUUGGUGUUCUCAAUUUAAUAUCAGGGAUCAUGUUCCUAGGUACCCCCCAUAGGCUAGAUGAUGAGAAGCAACUGGGUGAGAAGCUUCUACUACUGCUCAAAUCUCUGCCCAACGACAUUUCCAAGCAGACACUAUCGAGACUUGAGGGCGAUGCUUUGAUACUGGCAAAUGCGGCUGAUAGGUUCAAAGAUGUUAAUCUGAGGGUUGACAUUGCAUCCGUUGGAGAGAAGAAGAAAAGUAAGGUUCGCCAUGGUCGGUUUGGAAGAAAAGGCGUUGUUGUUGUAGGUCCAGACCUUGCAAGGACACUUGCACCAGUCGAAGUUCUAUUUCUAGUCCAGCAAGAUCAUGAGAAUUUAUGGAGACUGGACAACAGUGACGGUACACCUGACACUGAACUUGUGCAAUGGCUACAACAUGUUGUCGGAAAUGCCACGACAGUGAUACAAAACAGACUCGCGGCGUAUAAAUCUCGAACACCCCCUAUGGUCAGUCCUAGUACUACUUCGUCCGACGACUCUAUCGAUCUCGUAGUCGCGGCAGAGCAUGCACUGCAAUCAGCCCAAGGCGAUAGCUCAGGAGCAGACGCCGAUCACGGCUCCUCUACCUUUGGAUUCGAAAUUGUGCCUAUCCUUGACGAACUCACAAUUGUCCGUAGACAAGCGAAACUGCCAUGCUUCAUGAUGGAUACGUUUGUGAGAAAUCCCAAGUUCUUUGGAAGGGAUGAUGUUAUGAAACGACUAGAUGAGGUACUGCUGCCCAACAACGAUGCAACUGUGUCUUCGGAAGGCGGAGUUCUCAAGCACAUUGCAUUGUGUGGAAUGGGUGGUUUAGGCAAGACCGAGAUUGCCAUUGAAUACGCAUACUCUCGCAGAGAAAAGUUCGACGCUAUCUUUUGGAUUCGUGCCGAUGAAGAAGAGAACUUGGAACUUGACUUCAGUCGCAUCGCAACAUCACUCGAACUCGAAGACCCUUCAGACCCUAACAAUCAACAAGUCAAUCGCGAACUUGUAAAAGGAUGGCUUGCAAAUCCAAAGAAGCUUCUUGAGCAGACAAGCGACACGGUGGGCCUCUCCGAGGCGACCUGGCUGGUGAUACUUGAUAAUGCAGACAAUGCCGAUAUCCUGGACAACUUGAAGCCCAUCUUCGGAAGUGGAUCACUACUGAUCACGAGUCGAGAUCCUCUUACGAAGAUGGCCUUUUCCUUUAACCCUGUAGGUAUUGAUUUGGAGCCGCUUUCAGAGGAAGAAGCUGUGCAAUUUCUGAAACAAUUGGUGCCCAGGGAAGAGGAAGAAGGAGUCCAUGAGAUUGUAAAUACGCUGGGGUGCCUACCACUUGCUAUUACUCAAAUGGCAAGUGUAAUACGGAAGCAGUUUCUUCCAUACUCGGAUUUCUUGAAGCAAUAUCAAGACGAAGCAGGACGCGACGAGUUACACAGUCUUCAGCUAGACAAGAACCCACGUGCUACGGCCAGAGGCACAAUUGCGUCAAUAUUUGCCAUCGAGCGGCUGUCAGUCCAAGCAAGGACCUUGUUAGAACUCUCGUCCUUCUUGAAUCCAGAUUCUAUCCCGGAACGCAUCUUUGUGGACAAUUCUUCGAUAACUUUCCCCAACUUCCCACAGAAAAUUGCAGCCUGGAAUGCUGCAAGAGGUGAAUUAUUACAAGCUUCUCUAGUGAAGCGUAACAAUGAGAAGAGAGAACUAUGGAUGCAUCGAAUUCUUCAAGAUUCUGUCCGCGCCAAAUUGGAUGGCGAGAAGGCCAUCAACUCGUUCAUGUGCACAGUGAACCUCGUCUCUAAUGCUUGGCCUCGAGUGACUAUCGACAAAAGACACACAACAGAUCGUUGGCAAGAGUGCGAGAAGCUAUUUCCGCACGUUUUGGCUCUCAAGAACUACUAUGAGAAAAGAUUUGAGGAUGGAUCUAUCGAACCAAUGCUUGAACUCGCUUCAUUAUUACACGAAGCAGGCUGGUGGCAACACGAGCGAGGAAACUCGCAUCACAUUCGACCCUUCCUAAAUCUAAGCCAAAAUAUCUGCGAAGCAAUGAACUCUCCGCAAACUCGAGACCUGUUAAGCGACGUACACUACGCCCUCGAAGCUGUAGCAACAGAAACAAAUGAUCCUGAGGGAUGCUUGCACCAUACGGGUCUCUUGCUUGACCUUCGUAUUAAAGCAGUUGCAGAUGACGAGCCCCCGGGCAUACGACUUGCAGUUGCCCACAACGAGCGCGGCAUCGCUUGGAUGAUGAAUGGAGCGUAUGAUAAAGCUGCGGCAGAGUUCAAAGAGGGAAUAUCAGUUUACAAAAGCCUCCCCAGUUUCUGGUACCAGAUGAUUUCUCUACCACUAGCAAAUCUCGGUCUUUCGUACUGGCUUGCAGGCGACUAUGAAGCGGCCUCAGAAGUUCUUCUAGAGAGCUUGCAUGGAAGAGAGAAACACCUCGGAUACAUGGACAAGGAUUCUUUCAGGACUGGCAGGCUACUACACGGGCUUGGAAAUGUAAGAUUUUCCCAGGGUCUUAUAGAAGAGAGCGAGAACUACCACAGGAGAGCUCUGGCGCAAUACCAAAGCACUAUUGGUAAUAACCACCACCGCACAGCAGACGUCUGUCACCGAGUUGCCCAACACUGUCUGCGGCAUAGGGAACUGGAAGCCGCCAUGUAAGCACAGAUUCUGAUCCAUUCCCGAACAGACAUGAACUGAAAAUAUUUCGUGCCUAGAAAGCUCGUCGACCGAGCUCUUAAAGUCUGGGGUGCCAAUCAACAAAUCUACAUACCUGAACUAGCCAGAACAACUUUUCUGAAGGCGAGAAUUCUCUACCAGCAGAAAGAGGCCACAAAGGCUACUGAGCUCUUCAAGGAGGCCGUAAGGCUGCGGAACUUGAUCCCGAACGCAACGCACAAGGCAGAUCGAGACCUUGAAGAAAACGACUUCGACUGUCUCGUGACAUUUUGGUCAAGGUGAUACCGAAACUAGAUCCUAAUUUAUAAAAGAAGGCUUCGAUUUAAAUUUGCAGUAAUGUAGAGGAGUGAUCUUGGCAUAAUAAAAGACAGUUCG